AUGACACAACCGCUAACCCUAUCGGCGCGAUGCGCCGCGACGCUCUUCAUCGUCGGAUUUCUCAUGGCCACCAUCACCGACGCCGCCGAGAUCCGGCUUCGAGAUGGAGUGCACCCCAACUCCUACCUCUGCCCCGCCGAUCUUGGCUAUGGAUGCUGUCAGAACGGCCUGGCCUGCGGAAAGAGCCAAUGCUACGCGACCGAACCGCAGACCUACGUCUUCACAAAGACGGCGACGACGACCGAGGACGGGGGCGCGGCGAAAACGCUCACCAGCACCAUUACGACGACAGUGACCCCGACCGGGGACUCGGAGCCCACGGGCGCAUUUCCGCCAGAGACGCAAUUCGCCAAGUACUACCCUAGCGCCAUAGAUAAGGAGCAGCCCAUCGUGACGAAUACAGAGGACAAGGACGACGGCGGCGGCGGCGGUCUCACGGGAGCGCAGAUCGGAGGCGCCGUCGGAGGCGCCGUGGCCUUGUUGGCGAUUAUCUUAGUGGCGGCCUUUCUCGUGAUCCGGCGACUCAACCACGUCGCCAAGGUCGUCCAGGAGGGAGGCGCGAGCGUGAGCGGAGGAUCUGGGUCGACGGCGGACACGAGCGACUACUUCAAAAGGCGUAUCCUCGCCCCGUACGCGGCACCGAAGCGCCUCGUCUACCACGUCGGAGCCGGGCUCGCUGUUCGGGCUGCGCUCGGCCGGAGGGGCAGCAGCGGGUUCUCGUCGCGUCGACAGAGUCACAGGUCGAACUCGGAGUCGACGGCGGCGGGCUCGAGCACGCCGGGGACGUGGACGCGGAGCAACAGCACGUCGGUGAGUCGGAGCGGGAGCAGUGGACGGCGGACCUCGGGGUUCGGCGACGCGACGGGUGUGUCGAGCGACAACGAAGGGGAGGAGAUUGCGGAGCUCGAGGCCGGCGAGCGCGCGCUCGACAUGGUGUCCGAGGCGGGCGAGUUUCACGGAUACUACGGCCCGGCGGACAAGUUGAUGGGGCAGACUGCGGCCCGGCAGGUGGCGGCGGCCGACAAGGCCGCUCGUCCGGUGUCGAGCCCGCCUGCCAUGGCCGGUGCCUCGGAUCCUGCGCCUGGCGCUGAUGGCCGGGAAGAGAGCUGA
Parascedosporium putredinis is the source of this 1110-nucleotide messenger RNA. The record is from the annotation of a GenBank genome assembly. Lineage: Eukaryota; Fungi; Ascomycota; Sordariomycetes; Microascales; Microascaceae.